AUGGCUGACCCGAGAGUGACUCGCAUUGACAAUGCCCUGCACCAGCUGUUCGAAAGCCUUAUCCCACCUCUGAAUCCGGACCAGGACGAUACCGAAACUGAGUUCCGAAUCGAACAGGCCGUCCAGACUGCGAAAGAUUUGGUCCGCAACGCAGAUCCUCGUCUCCCUUCAGACACAAAUCAAGCCUCAGACUUGAUCAAGAGAAAGCUUUUACGAGAGAAUGCGUCUCCUGAGAAGGCUGCCAGGUUCAGCAAUCUCUACUCUAGACUGCUAGCCAUUCCAGUUCUCAAUCAGAAAUGGGCGAUCCUCUAUCUCCUCCACAAGUUAGGAGAUCCUUCAAUACCAGACUUGCAUCAGCGCUCUCCACUUGCAGACUCUGAUCAGGUUCGAAAUAUUCCCCGUCGACACACACUCUCCUCUGAGAAACCUUAUCAUGCCGAAGACUAUGAAGGUGAAGAACAUGAGGCUGCGCGCCCUCGUUUUUCGCCUAGGAGGUCUCCCGGCCACCGAUCGGCUACAAAUCAAUAUGCAAGAGAACAAAACGUCGCCAGUCUGGCCCAAGAGGAACAGACAAUGCGUGAGAACCAGGGACCGGAACCAGAACAAGUAUCUGUCAAGAAGAUACCACAGACUUUCUCCCCCUCCGAACUGGAGUUGCUUCGCGAUCUCCCCUUCAAUUUACAAGGAGUGUCUUCAGCCCAUCUGGAGUUUGUCGGUGCCAGUUCGCUAACCCUUCCUUCAACCCUACCCGUUCCCAUUUUAUCUUUGCUUCAUGCCUUAGCCGAACCAUGUUUACUAUAUCGUGGUUUGGCCGAGUACGCGGGGGGACAAGAUGGUGGCCUCAUAGAUCAAAGUCUUCGCUCUGCCGUUAACAACGAAUUGAGGUCAUAUUUGAGUCUGGUGGCUUCGUUGGAAACAGAGAUAAGGCAGGCUCUGGCCACAAUCCACGCAGGGAAAGACCAGAUAGCCAUUCAAACAAUCGGCGUAACUUUGAAGAGGUGUCUGAUUUGGACUCGUGAUGCCACCAUGGGACUAAGGUUGAUGAAAUUGAUUGUCGAAGAAUCAAAGCUGAAGCGUGGAGGUCAAUUGGUUUCUCUUAUACACUCGCUAUCUUCAUCGCAUGGAGACCCCUUUGUGGCUUCCUUUGCAGAACGUCUCCUUUCAAAUGUUGCCCGCCCUUUUUAUGAGAUGUUGAAACACUGGAUUUACGAUGGCGAAUUGAUCGAUCCUUAUCAUGAAUUUUUCAUAACGGAGCCAGACCCAAACGCUCAACCAGUAGUAGACCAUCGCCAUGUCGCUACAUCAGUGUGGGAGGAAAAGUACAAACUUGAGUCAGCCAUGGUUCCAUCUAUUAUUUCUUCGGACUUCGCGAGGAAAGUCUUCCUGAUUGGCAAAUCGCUCAAUUUUAUCCGACACAAUUGUGGUGAUUCUGACUGGGUCAUUCAAUACUCAAAAUCAAACUCAAAAUCACUGGAUGUUGCAAACACAGCCAAUCUGUCGCUCUCCAUCGAUGUUGCUUACCGAACAACAAUGUCGCGAUUGACAAGUUUGAUGUCAACAAAGUUUGGGCUUUUUACACAUCUGACCGCCAUCAGAAAUUAUAUGCUGUUUGCUCAGGGUGACUUCUUCGAACUGCUGAUUGAGUCGUUAGCCCAACAUCUAGAUCGGCCAGUCAAUUCAAUGUAUCGACAUAAUCUCACCUCUCAGCUUGAACACGCCAUUCGGCACUCGAACGCCCAGUAUGACGAUUCCGAAGUCCUUCGGCGGCUUGAUGCUCGCAUGCUCGAGCUUUCGAGCGGUGAGAUUGGUUGGGAUUGCUUUACACUGGAGUACAAAAUUAGUGCUCCCUGUGACGUGGUAAUCACACAAUGGGCGAACACUCAGUAUCUGAAAAUCUUCAACUUGCUCUGGAGGAUUAAACGAGUCGAGUUUUCUCUCAACACAACUUGCAAGCGAUGCAUGACAGGAGAUCGAGGCGUUCUUGCUGCAGUUAGCGACAAGUUGGGCAAUGACUGGAAACGCUCAAGAUGUGUGGUUUCAGAAAUGGUUCACUUUGUUAAUCAACUUCAGUAUUAUCUCUUGUUUGAGGUGAUUGAAGCUAGCUGGGAGAAGCUAGAAGAAGCCAUUAAGAAGCCAGAAGCCACUCUCGACGAUCUGAUAGAAGCACACACUACAUACCUAAAUAACAUCACGAAGAAGGGGCUGAUUGGUCAGCAACGACACCCGGUGACGGGUUUGCAGGAAGAUAGCCUUGUGGUCCAAGUGCAUCAUAUCCUCAAAUGCAUGCUCAAUUACCGAGAGGUCAUUGAUUCGCUGUAUUCGUACAGCGUUGCCGAGUAUACUCGAAGGCAGCAGUUCAGUGCUAAAAUCGAACAGCGGACCGCGCAAGGGCGCUGGGGGAUUACGGAAAAGGAUUUGGUCGGAGAUUCGAGAGCUAGUACACCGACCUCUACAAUCGCAAACAAGGUCCAGAAGCCAGGACCUCUUCUUCCUGAAGAGAACGACUCUAUACUGGUACAGCCGAUCUCACAUCUAGGGCUUGCCGAUGAUGAAAGCCAUCUCAAUUCUCUGCGUUCACGGCAAUUGAACCUUUCAGCAGAAUUUAGAUCACGACUCAGCAUGCUUUUGUAUGACUUGGCACACCAGCCUGACGUUGAUCUUCGAUUCUUGGGCGUGGUCAUGAACUUCAAUGAAGUAUAUCAACCGGUAAAUGUUAGGAGACACCAAGCUAGACGCGCUCGAGAGAAGCGCGAAAUUGAAAAGAAGGUUCGCGAAGUAACGGCUUCGUCUGAAGCAAACACGUCGAUGGAGAAAGACCUUAACAGUUCUACAGCUAAGGGUUGA
Molecule: messenger RNA, 2844 nt
Organism: Exophiala aquamarina CBS 119918
Lineage: Eukaryota; Fungi; Ascomycota; Eurotiomycetes; Chaetothyriales; Herpotrichiellaceae
Exons: 1
Coding region: 1-2844 (947 amino acids)
Biological process (GO): microtubule nucleation; cytoplasmic microtubule organization; meiotic cell cycle
Cellular component (GO): equatorial microtubule organizing center; centrosome; gamma-tubulin small complex
Molecular function (GO): microtubule minus-end binding; gamma-tubulin binding
Source: RefSeq, a predicted model, not a curated record